AUGACCGGCGACCAAGACCCAGACCACGACGGCCUCCAUGGUGCAGAAGGCGAAGAGGAUGGCGAAGAGGCCGAGGUUGUUGGCGGUCGGGUGGUGACCCUCCGAAGAGCCCAAGUAGUUGAUGAGUACCGGGAAGAUCAUGGCAUGGUUCCGGACCGGUACAAGACUAGUCGAGGACUGGUUCAGGACGUGGAUAGAUGUGGUCCGCUCCCUUGCCGGAGCAGUACUGCGGCCCGAUGGUCUCCCUCCAGGUUAUGCAAUCUUACAUAA
Molecule: messenger RNA, 270 nt
Organism: Nezara viridula (southern green stink bug)
Lineage: Eukaryota; Metazoa; Arthropoda; Insecta; Hemiptera; Pentatomidae
Source: the annotation of a GenBank genome assembly